Balearica regulorum gibbericeps (East African grey crowned-crane) is the source of this 641-nucleotide messenger RNA. NCBI's taxonomy places the organism in Eukaryota, Metazoa, Chordata, Aves, Gruiformes, Gruidae. The record is from RefSeq and is a predicted model, not a curated record.
GCCUCCCCGGCCCCUGACCAUGUCUCUUCUGUUCCAGCAACAAACCCCUGAUGAUUAUCCACCACUUGGACGACUGCCCGCACAGCCAAGCCCUCAAAAAGGUCUUUGCUGAACAUAAAGACAUACAGAAAUUGGCUGAAAAAUUCAUUCUCCUGAACCUUGUGUAUGAAACCACAGACAAGAAUCUUUCACCUGAUGGCCAGUACGUCCCUCGGAUUUUGUUCAUAGAUCCUUCCCUGACUGUGAGAGCAGAUAUUACUGGAAGAUACUCAAACCGUCUCUAUGCAUAUGAGCCCUCUGACAUUUCAUUGUUGUAUUCAAACAUGCAGAAAGCGCUGAAGCUCCUGAAGACUGAACUGUAAGGGGAAGAAGGAAUCCCUUAAAUACUAUGAAGUCUGAUCUUCCAUCUCUUCUCCACUCAUUGACACUGGUGAAGAGACUAUUUAGAGUGAUAUUUAGUGACGUAUAGUGCUGGUUUAUAUACAUAAACACUACAGUUUUACAUUAGCACUUUUGUACUGGGCAGCAUUUUUAAAAGCUGGAGGCUUUUAAUUUAAGACGUACAGAAGAAUACUGUAUGAUCCAACUGUAAAAAUGAUUUUUUUAAAAAAUAAAUCCAUUUAAAGUGUUUACAUACAAAA